Messenger RNA from Polypterus senegalus (gray bichir), 3730 nucleotides. Its product is annotated as annexin A13-like. Lineage: Eukaryota; Metazoa; Chordata; Cladistia; Polypteriformes; Polypteridae. Gene Ontology annotation, molecular function: calcium-dependent phospholipid binding; calcium ion binding. The coding region runs from base 128 to 1078 and encodes 316 amino acids. Gene Ontology annotation, cellular component: cytoplasm. The record is from RefSeq and is a predicted model, not a curated record. The transcript has 11 exons.
CGGCACUGGAGCGCGCUGAUUGCUGCGCUGACCUAGACAAGACUUGGCAGCGCUGACCGGACUGAGGAGCUGAGCGGGUGUCUGAUUUUCAGUGUACAAAAAAAAAAAAACAACAAAACAAAACACGAUGGGAAACGUGCAACCCACCAUUGUAGAAUAUCCAGAUUUUGAUGUGACAGCUGAUAUAAAGGCCAUUAGAAAAGCAUGCAAAGGCCUUGGUACUGAUGAAGAUGCUAUUAUCAACAUUCUAGCCAACAGAAGCUGUGCCCAGAGGCUUGCAAUUAAACAGGCAUACUUUGACAAAUAUGAUGAUGAGAUUGUUGAGGUGCUUAAAAAAGAGCUUUCAGGAAACUUUGAGAAAGCCAUUGUAUCCCUGCUGGAUUCACCCAUAGUUUUUGCAGCGAAAGAGCUUCGCAAGGCAAUGAAGGGACCAGGAACAGAUGAGGAUAUCCUUGUGGAAAUCCUUUGUAGCCGAAAUAAUCAGGAACUAUGGGAUCUUAAGAACACAUAUUGUGAAUUCUUUGAGCGAGAUUUGGAGGCUGAUAUUGAAGGCGACACAAGUGGUGAUGUGCGAAACCUGCUUCUAACUCUGUUGCAGGCAGACCGUGAUGAGGGUUUUGAUGUUGAUGAGGAUCUGGCAGAGGCUGAUGCUACUGUGCUCUUUGAGGCCGGAGAGGGCCGCUUUGGCACUGAUGAAUCUACAUUUACGCAUAUACUGGCUAAAAGAAACUAUCUUCAGCUACAGGCUACUUUUAAAGUCUACGAGUCGCUUUCAGGAACAGACAUAAAAGAUGCAAUUAAAAGUGAAUCUUCGGGAACACUGAAGGACUGUUACAUAACUCUUGUAAGAUGUGCAAAGAACCUGCAACUAUACUUUGCUCGCUGCCUCAAGCGCGCUAUGAAGGGUGCAGGAACUGAUGAAGACACCCUAAUAAGGAUUAUUGUUGGCCGCUCUGAGAUUGACCUUGAGACCAUAAAGGACAUGUACUCCGAAAAGUAUGAUGUAACUUUAAGAGAUGCCAUAAGCUCUGAAUGUGGUGGGGACUUCAAGAAGGUGCUCUUAGAGAUCUUGCACUGAUAUGAUCAAGAAGUAUGGAGGUGAUUUCACUGAGAAGGAUGUAUCAUCCAUCUCAUCUGUUUAACUCUGAAUGUUUUAAUCUCUGAAAUACACUUUAUGAGAUAUAUAAAACUAAGUUUAUUAACUAUCAAGUUGGUCUUGUAGUCUAUAACUGUUAAACUACAAUAUUAAUAUUAUGAUUUGUAUAAAACAACUGUUAUUCUUAAACUUUUCUUAGCAUCUUUACAUGUGUAAUUCCACUUAAGUAACUAACAUAAAGUAGCACUAAUGAACUAAAAAGGUAUUAACCUUUUUACACUGUAUUUUUAAGAACUCAUUUUUCUAUUAAAUGGAAACAGUAUUUUGAGAUAUUAACACAUGAGCCAGUUUUCAAUAUCAUAUUAAAUCAUUCCAACAUCAACGCGAGUGCUUUAUUAACAAGGAAAUUGUAAUACAAAGCAAGUAAUUAAACUGUCCUUGACUGUCAGUUAAUGACUUGUUCAGGAGGGGAAAUACACAUGAAAAGCAACCUUUCUUUAUUGAUUCCAGGGUGUAAAUGAUAAAGAGAUUAUAUAUGUUAAGUUAACCUUUAAAAUGUUUACCUUUGGAUGAAAAUAAAAGGAUUGGAUAAUGAAACUAGAAAGUCAGAAAAAAAGCAAAAAAAAAAAAUCUCCAAAAAUGUAAACUUGAGGAAACAACAACAGUGAUAACUGGUCUCAUAGUUGUCGCUAAUCAUAUACAAUAGCUAGAAUGACAGAAGCAGUUUCUUUUGUUUAUAUUUUCACAUUACAUUUACAUAUUACACAUUUACAUUUACAACACAUAUUACAUACAAAGGUGACUUACAACAUUUGAGAUGCAAUUGGUUAUAUUUUGUUUGUAUUACCAGUUGGAGCACAGGCAGAGGAAGUGACUUUCUCAAGGUUGAACAAUGUCAGUAAUAUAUAUAUAUAUAUAUAUAUAUAUAUAUAUAUAUAUAUAUAUAAUGUGUAGUGUAAAUAAUAAAUAAGGGGAUUCUGAGGGCUGGACAGUUACUGAGCACUGUGGAUUUCCAGCCCAGUCAUUACUAUAAUUAUAUAAUUAAAAAAUUCAAUUAUGUACUGGACACACAGAAAUAUAUAUUCCCCAGUUAUCCAACCAUCACACCUUAAAAGCAUUAAGAUCAAAUAUGUAUGUGUAUGUAAUGCUUUUUCCCAUUAUGCCUUUUAUGCUAAUUGUCAAGGUCUUUGAAGAACAUUAUUGUUCAUGCCUGAACACAAGAUUAUAGAAUUUGUUUGGAUCGUAGGACUUUUUACAGCCAAAACGUACUUUGUAUUUCAGCUUUAUUACAGAGAACCUGUAACAAAUGUGAAACAGAGUCUCACAAAACGUUUUUGGAGUCCUGAGUGUCUAUUAGUCAUUUGUAAGAAGGUAUACACACAUUCUGUUAUUUUUACAUAUUAUAUUUAUUUACUUAUUUGUUUUGUUUUGUUUGUCACGGUUAUAUCAAAAGCAUAUUCUGUAAUUAUAACGGUCAAAAUGUUGAAAAACAUAAACUUUAUGAAUAUCACUUUUAUUGGUGUUCCACCUAAGAGCAAGUUCAAAAUGUUCACUCCUAAAACUUUGCUUAAUUAAGAAUACAGUUACUUUUGCAUUGCUUUGUUUUUUUUACUGGUUUUCUCCUUAGUUUCUUUACCUUUAUUUCUCCAAAAGAGAUUUCCUUUUCUAGAGUUUCUCAUUGUAGAAUUGUAGAAUAUCACUUUUAUUGGUGUUCCACCUUUCUCAUUGUAGAAUUGUAGAAUAUCACUUUUAUUGGUGUUCCACCUAAGAGCAAGUUCAAAAUGUUCACUCCUAAAACUUUGCUUAAUUAAGAAUACAGUUACUUUUGCAUUGCUUUGUUUUUUUUUUACUGGUUUUCUCCUUAGUUUCUUUACCUUUAUUUCUCCAAAAGAGAUUUCCUUUUCUAGAGUUUCUCAUUGUAGAAUUCUUUCAAGACAUUUCGUAUAUAGGAAUAAGAUGGUUCUCAAAAUCUUUUUUAUAGUCAUUACCAUUAACAACCAAUGUAGGUGUUUUGUGAUAUUACCAAAUGAUUAAUUCUCUGUUACUUCACUUCCAUAUAUAAAACGUCUCUCACUGACAUUUACUCCUUCCUCAAUGUCCAUUUCUAUAAACUGUAAUUUUUUUUCCCCAAUUUGUAUCUUAAUAAUCUUGAACUUGCUUUUCAUAAAAAUUAAGCCAACUAUACUUGGAUACAUCUUUAGACUUUCUAGUUUUGACACUAAUUUUGUCUUCGCUCUAUCUGCUAUCUGACUUGAGUACUGUAGUCCAAUGUAAUGAAAGAGUUUCAACUGUUAGUUUUUUCUCUCCCUACUAUAAUGUGCAGAACUCUCUUCCUUACUUUUGUAUUAUGUAAAACACUUGAGUUUCAUCUUCUUCAUAUUAUUUUUUAUUUUUGUGAUCAACACACACAGUCAAUGAACAGCUUGCCUCCUACUCCUUCUGCACUUUUUAAUAUAAUCAUUUAUUGCUAUCAUUCUAAUUUUGGAGUGUAAAAAGUGGCAACAGGGAGCUGAUGCAUAUUUUUUUUAACUCAUGGUGAAUGAUUAUGCCAGAUUUUGAUAUUUUUCUCCUACAUUCAUAAUAAUUCCAGUGUUUGUUGUAUUUAGUGCAUUAAAGCCUUUUAUCUAUCUUGUC